Molecule: messenger RNA, 4137 nt
Organism: Telopea speciosissima
Lineage: Eukaryota; Viridiplantae; Streptophyta; Magnoliopsida; Proteales; Proteaceae
Product: zinc finger protein BRUTUS-like
Exons: 14
Coding region: 181-3885 (1234 amino acids)
Biological process (GO): protein ubiquitination; ubiquitin-dependent protein catabolic process
Cellular component (GO): nucleus
Molecular function (GO): ubiquitin protein ligase activity; zinc ion binding
Source: RefSeq, a predicted model, not a curated record
UUCCCCGCUCCGUUUUCCCGUUGAACGAAAUCGAAGAACGUAGAAUAGCAAGACGACGCAACAGAUUGCGAAAGAUAGAAAGAGAGGAGAUUUAUGAUUCUGGAAAAUCUAGGGUUUUGAAAGUCUUCUUCUGCAAUUUUGGAUUUGGUUUCUGUUGGUGGUUGAUAUUUGUGUUCACUAAUGGCGACUCCGUUAACAACGGGUCUUCAACAUAGAGAUGGAGGUUUAGCUUUAAUGACCGGACCUGUAAAUCCAGUGGAUCCUUCUUCUUCUAAACCUUGCUUGAAGAAUUCUUCUCAGAAAUCUCCAAUCCUUAUCUUUAUUUUCUUCCACAAAGCCAUCCGUUCCUUGCUCGAUGGGCUGCACCGAGCUGCUAUGGCGUUUGCAACUGACCAGGACGGCGACAUCCGACCACUGUUCGAGCGUUAUCACUUUCUUCGCGCAAUCUAUAAGCAUCACUGCAAUGCCGAAGAUGAGGUCAUUUUUCCAGCUCUUGAUAUACGCGUGAAGAACGUAGCACGGACAUACUCCCUUGAGCACAAGGGAGAAAGCGAUCUUUUCGAUCAGUUGUUCGAGCUGCUGAGUUCAAAGACAAAAAAUGAUGAAAGCUUUCGGAGAGAGUUAGCUUGUUGCACAGGAGCCCUUCAAACAUCCGUUAGUCAGCACAUGUCCAAGGAAGAGGAGCAGGUCUUUCCCUUGCUCAUUGAGAAGUUCUCAUUUGAAGAGCAGGCUUCUAUAGUCUGGCAAUUUUUGUGCAGCAUUCCUGUGAAUAUGAUGGCAGAAUUCCUUCCUUGGCUUUCAUUUUCUAUUUCAUCUGAUGAACAUCAAGAUAUGCUGAAGUGCUUGUGCAAGAUAGUCCCAGAAGAGAAGCUUCUUCAACAAGUUAUAUUUACAUGGAUGGAAGGAAAAAAGAUAUCUGGUAUUCAUAAAAACUGUGAAGAUGAUUCUCAGCUUCAGUGUUCUGUAGAUUCUGGGGUGGGCAUGUCAAUUGAUCAGACCGAGCAAGGAUCCUGUGCAUGUGGAUAUUCAAAGAUUGGGAAAAGAAAAUAUUUGGAUUCAAACAGUGAUGUUACUGAUUCUACUGAGUUACAUCCAAUAAAUGAAAUAUUGCUUUGGCAUAGUUCUAUAAAAAAAGAGUUGAAUGAUAUAGCAGAGGAGGCUAGGAAGAUACAACGUUCUGGAGAUUUUUCUGAUCUAUCAGCUUUCAAUGAGAGGCUACAAUUUAUUGCUGAAGUUUGCAUCUUUCAUAGUAUUGCCGAGGACAAUGUUAUAUUCCCUGCAGUGGAUGAGGAACUCUCUUUUGCUCAGGAGCAUGCUGAAGAAGCAAGUCAGUUUAAUAAGUUUAGGUGCUUGAUAGAAAGCAUACAAAGUGCCGGUGCUACCUCAACUUUGGCUGAGUUCUACACGAAGCUGUGUGCACAUGCUGAUCAAAUAAUGGACUCCAUACAGAAGCACUUUCACAAUGAAGAAGUACAGGUCAUUCCACUUGCACGAAAGCAUUUUGUCCCCCAAAAGCAGAGAGAACUUAUGUACCAGAGCCUAUGUGUGAUGCCCUUGAAAUUGUUGGAGUGUGUCUUACCAUGGCUUGUAGGAUCACUAAGUGAAGUUGAAGCAAGAUCUUUUCUUCGAAAUAUGUAUUUGGCAGCACCGGCAUCUGAGAUGGCAUUGGUAACACUUUUCUCUGGUUGGGCAUGCAAGGGUCGUCCGGAGGAUGUUUGUCUGUCUUCAAGUGCAAUUGGUUGCUGUCCUGUAAAAAAGUUUAUUGAAAUCGAAGAAGACCUCAGUCAGCUGUCCUGUGCAUGUGCCUCUCCAUGUACCUCAAAUGAUGACCACAGGCCUAUUAAACGUGGCAAUAUAUCAGGAUCAUGCGAAAAUAAUAUUGAAACUGUAAAUACCCGUAAACCAUCUGGUAGUAAUCAGGCUUGUUGUGUCCCUGGUUUGGGAGUUACCAAUGGCAACCGGGGAAUAAGUUCACUUGCUGCCACGAAGUCUAUGCGUACCUUGUCUGGCAAUCUUUCUGCUCCAUCUCUUAAUUCCAGUCUUUUUGUUUGGGAAACAGAUAAUAGCUCUUCUGAUAUUGCUUACACAUCACGACCAAUUGAUAACAUUUUCAAAUUUCAUAAAGCUAUUCGCAAGGAUUUGGAAUAUUUAGAUGCUGAAUCUGGUAAGCUUAAUGGUUGUGAUGAGGCUUUUCUUCGGCAAUUUAGUGGAAGAUUUCGUUUAUUAUGGGGUCUUUACAGGGCCCAUAGCAAUGCUGAGGAUGAGAUAGUCUUCCCAGCAUUGGAAUCCAAGGAGAAUCUACAUAACGUGAGUCACUCGUAUACUCUGGACCACAAACAGGAAGAAAAACUGUUUGAGGAUAUAUCAUCAGUUCUUUCUGAGCUUUCACAGCUGCAUGAGUCCUUGAACAGUUCCAAUAUAUCUGAGGAUUCAACUAGAAGGAACUCUGAUUCUUCUGCUGAUCCUGGUUCUGAGUUUAUGAGAAAACACAAUGAAUUUGCAACGAAGCUUCAAGGCAUGUGUAAAUCCAUAAGAGUUUCACUGGACCAACAUGUUAUUAGGGAAGAACUUGAGCUAUGGCCGUUGUUUGAUACACACUUUUCUGUGGAGGAGCAGGAAAAAAUUGUUGGCCGCAUUAUUGGAACUACAGGUGCAGAGGUUCUCCAGUCAAUGUUACCAUGGGUAACUUCAGCACUUAGUCAGGAAGAGCAGAAUAAAAUGAUGGACACUUGGAAGCAGGCUGCAAAAAACACAAUGUUUAGUGAGUGGCUUGAUGAAUGGUGGGAAGGAACUCCUGUGGCAUCUCAGCAGAAAGCAAAAUCAGAGAGUAGCAUUUCUCAAGAAGGCACUGAUAUGCAAGAAAGCUUGGAUCCGAGUGAUCAGAUGUUCAGGCCUGGAUGGGGAGAUAUUUUUCGGAUGAAUCAAAGUGAGCUUGAGGCAGAGAUACGAAAGGUCUCUCGAGACUCAACGCUUGAUCCAAGGAGGAAAGCAUAUCUUAUUCAAAAUCUUAUGACUAGUCGGUGGAUUGCAGCUCAGCAGAAGUUACCUCAAACAAGAACAGGGGAAGGUUUGAAUGGUGAAGAUGUGCCUGGAUGCUCUCCAUCUUUUCGGGAUCCAGAGAAACAGGUGUUUGGGUGUGAGCAUUACAAAAGAAACUGCAAACUCCUCGCUGCUUGCUGUGGAAAGUUGUUUACAUGCAGGUUCUGCCAUGAUAAAGUCAGUGAUCACUCAAUGGAUAGGAAAGUAACAUCGGAAAUGAUGUGUAUGUCCUGCCUGAAGAUUCAGGCAGUUGGACCAAUUUGCACAACACCAUCCUGCAAUGGGCUUUCAAUGGCAAAGUACUAUUGCAAUAUAUGCAAAUUUUUUGAUGAUGAAAGGACAGUAUACCAUUGCCCCUUUUGCAAUUUAUGCCGCGUAGGGAAGGGACUUGGCAUCGAUUUUUUUCAUUGCAUGACGUGCAAUUGUUGCUUGGGGAUGUCUUUAGUGGACCACAAGUGUUGGGAGAAAGGUCUUGAAACAAAUUGCCCCAUCUGCUGUGAUUUUUUAUUCACUUCAAGUGCUACAGUCAGAGCUCUUCCAUGUGGGCACUUCAUGCAUUCAGCUUGCUUCAAGGUGUAUACUUGCAGUCACUACACUUGUCCAAUAUGUAGCAAAUCUUUGGGGGAUAUGGCGGUGUAUUUUGGCAUGCUUGAUGCUUUGUUAGCUGCUGAGGAGCUUCCAGAAGAAUACAAGGAUCGCUGUCAGGAUAUUCUGUGCAACGAUUGUGGUAAAAAGGGAAUGGCACGCUUUCACUGGUUGUAUCAUAAAUGUGGAUUUUGUGGAUCAUACAACACCCGGGUAAUCAAAAGUGAUUCAGCAAUUUCCAACUGCUCAACAUCAAAUUAGUAUGUGUAUGUGUGGUUCUGGGUUGAAGGGGUAAUCUGGUUUAUCUCUAGGUUGUUCGAGGUGUGUAAAUAUUCUUCCCAACAACAGCAACACAAGCUGAGUUUUGUAAGGUUCGUUGUACUAACAGUGAAAUAAGUUUUUCUAUGUUUAGUAAAGCCACCAGGAGCCGUAUCACCUGAGGUAGUUUUAUUGCCAUUUAAGAUUCAUGGAAAAAUGAAGUUGGUAAAGAAUUGAAAGAUCAAGAAACAAAGG